Anguilla anguilla (European eel) is the source of this 1106-nucleotide messenger RNA. Its product is annotated as leucine rich adaptor protein 1-like. The record is from RefSeq and is a predicted model, not a curated record. Lineage: Eukaryota; Metazoa; Chordata; Actinopteri; Anguilliformes; Anguillidae. The transcript has 2 exons. Gene Ontology annotation, biological process: positive regulation of canonical NF-kappaB signal transduction. The coding region runs from base 453 to 1070 and encodes 205 amino acids.
UAAAGUUUCUGGAGAGGAAGUUUAUGCCGAAGCCGCACGCUGUCCCAGUUAACCUCUGCCUCAACACUGCUGGUUAGUGGAUACAGAAGCGGCCGGCGACAAACCAAGGAACUCAUUCACGUGUCUCCUUCGCUGCGAUACUUGGCAUCUGAGCCAUCCGUUUAGUUUAUCCGUAAUUUCUUUACAGUAUAUAGGGCGUCGAUUGUCUUGAUAGACACAAAUUGCGAUUUAUACAAAUCUAUGCGGACACUGGAUUAAGUUUAAAAAGCAACAAUGUGUCUAAUAAAGGACGCUAGCUACUUAUCUUAAAAGUUUGAGACGCGGUGGAUCUUUUGCGCUGUGUUUUAUCAACGACUUUUAUAUUCAUACAGUAAAUUAAACCCACGAAGACGAUUUUAGAUUGUGCUUUCACGUUUUUAAAAGUCAGUUGUAAUUUAGCUACAAGUUGCACAAUGGAAGUGCACAACGUCUUGCCGGAUUUUAAAGACAUCGAGACCAAGUUGGGUCGCAAAGUUCCCGAGGGUCUCAUUCGUUCAUUCACAGAAGGGGGUCUUCACGAAACAAAAGAUGACAAUAACCUGGCGUCACCAGCUGUUUCUGUUACCAAAGCAAACACAAGUGAUUUAAAGCGUUUGGAAAACAAGAUGAGGUUUUUAAAACAAGAAAUGGCCAACCUCCGUGCGAUCGACAUAAAGCUGAUGCACCAGCUGCUGUCCAUCAACGAGGGAAUCGAGUCCAUAAAGUGGCUCAUGGAGGAGAAGAGCACGCUGGCCAGCCGGGACAGCAGCCUGACGGGCAGCCUGUACAGCCUAUCAGAGAGCCCGGACAACUCGCUGAGGGGCAGCUGCAACAGCCUGCAGGACGGCAGCGACCUGGACGGCAUCUCCAUCGGGAGCUACCUGGACACCCUGGCGGAGGACCUGCCCGGAGACGCCUCCCCCCCUCCCUCCGUCUCCGACACGGAGGACCGCUUUUCGGACGGGCCCGCGAUCGAGGACGAGCUGGAGAAGCCCCCGCCGCUCGGCAAGGGCCUCAGAGCAGAUUCGGACGAGUACUACUGCUUCGGAUAGCGCUAAAAAACCCCGCGAGGGAGGGAGGGAGGGAGG